UGUUGUCUUUUCGGCGAGUAAAAAUGUCUUUCGAGGCUUAAGCCCUGUCGCGUUGUGUCAACAAUGAAAAGUAGUCCUACGCACAAAUAUGAUAAUUUCUCCGGCGACCAUCAAGGGAAGGAUACCGACAAAUAUUCGCUAGACAGCCAGGACACCGCAAGUGUGGUUAGUCGCUUGUCCGAAUUAUUGAUUUUUGUUUGUGUACCUUAGAAGAUGUUAUUGAUUUCACGUCUUUUUAAUGUUUAAGCAUUCGAGUCCAACGGAGGGCGGCGGGCGUGAUCGCGUGGACGCGUGCGCCGGCGCAGGUGACAUGUGGAUCAGCGCCGUCGAGAGCUCUAUCCUAACAUGGGAGGAGGUGGCAGAGCGUCUCCGCGUGGACGUCCGCCGCGGGCUGACAUGGCGGGAGGCCAACGACCGCAUGAACUUCGUGGGCCCCAACGAGUUCCAGGUGAAGGAAGAGGACCCACUCUGGAAGAAGUACAUCGAGCAGUUCCAGAACCCGCUCAUACUGCUGCUGCUCGGCUCAGCGGUGGUGAGCGUCUGCAUGCGCCAGUUCGACGACGCGAUCUCGAUAACGGUCGCCAUCAUCAUAGUAGUGACUGUUGCCUUCGUCCAGGAGUAUCGAUCUGAGAAGUCGCUUGAAGAGCUGAACAAACUUGUGCCACCUACUUGUAACUGCCUACGCGAAGGCAGUCUUGAGCACUUUCUAGCGCGGAACCUAGUGCCAGGCGACAUAAUCCAUCUCAAUGUCGGGGACCGGGUGCCAGCUGACCUCCGUCUCUUCGACUCGACCGACCUGGCUAUUGACGAGUCCUCGUUCACCGGGGAAACUGAGCCGGCAGGCAAGAGUGUCCUGCCGAACAAGGCUGCAGCCGGCCGGGUGAACAAGGAUAACAUCGCGUUCAUGGGAACUCUAGUCAGAUGUGGAAAUGCGAAGGGUAUAGUAGUAAGCACGGGCGAGCGCUCAGAAUUCGGCGACAUCUUCCGCAUGAUGCAGGCUGAAGAAGCCCCGAAGACUCCUCUCCAGAAAUCCAUGGACACACUCGGAGCCCAGCUGUCUCUGUACUCCUUCUGCAUCAUCGGCUUCAUCAUGGUAGCUGGGUGGCUGCAAGGGAAAGCAUUGCAGGAUAUGUUCACUAUUGGAGUCAGUUUGGCUGUUGCUGCCAUUCCUGAAGGUUUACCAAUAGUGGUGACAGUGACUCUAGCUCUGGGCGUGAUGCGGAUGGCGAAACGCAACGCCAUAGUCAAGAAGCUGCCAACUGUUGAGACGCUUGGCUGCGUUAACGUCAUCUGCAGUGAUAAGACCGGUACUCUAACAAUGAACGAGAUGACAGUAACGACAAUAUCGACCUCCGGGGGUCACAUAGCAGAGGUCACCGGGACUGGGUACAAUGCGUGCGGGGAUAUCCAACUGCGUACGCACAAGGGGCGGGACUUGGAUGUCGCUAGGAUGGGCGUAGCUAGUAUGUUGGAGGUGGGUGUAGUGUGCAAUAACGCGACCAUCCGCUCGGACGUGUUAUACGGGCAGCCCACAGAGGGCGCUCUGCUGGCGUGUGCCAUGAAGAACGGAAUGGGCGAACUGAGGGAACAAUAUACACGGCUGCAUGAGAUACCUUUCAGUUCUGAGACGAAAAUGAUGGUAGUGAAAUGCGCGCCAAAGGACAACAAACGCAAAGAGGAAUUGUUCGUGAAGGGUGCGAUUGAGAAGAUCCUUCCUCUUUGUACUCAGUACAUUGACAGUGCUGGCAACUACGCACCGAUGACCAAGGAGAAGCAGAAUGAUUUCAUAAGCGAAGCUUAUAAUAUAGGACGGAUGGGUCUCCGCAUCAUAGCGCUGGCCCGCGGCGCCAGCCUGGAGGCGCUGACGUACACGGGCGUGUGCGGCGUGUGCGACCCGCCCCGCGCCAGCGCGCGCGACGCCGUGGACACGCUGCGCCGCGCCGCCGUCGACGUCAAGAUGCUCACCGGGGACUGCAGGCCCACCGCGCUCGCCGUCGCUCAAAUGGUGGGUCUGGAUGUGCUUCACUCUCAAUCCCUAUCUGGCGAACAGCUCGACACGAUGGCGGACGAUGAAUUAGACCGAAUCAUUGAUACUGUAAGCGUGUUCUACCGUGUGACUCCAAAGCAUAAGCUGGCGAUAGUGAAGUCCCUGCAGCGGCUGGGGAACAUAGUGGGCAUGACGGGAGAUGGCGUGAACGACGGCGUGGCCCUGAAGCGCGCAGACAUCGGCAUCGCCAUGGGCCGCAACGGCACCGACGUGUGCAAGGAGGCCGCGGACAUGAUCCUGGUUCAGGACGACUUGUAUACCAUCAUAGCGGCGAUUGAGGAAGGCAAGUGCAUAUUCUACAACAUCCGCAACUUCGUCCGCUUCCAACUGUCGACGUCCAUCGCUGCUCUCUCCCUCAUCGCCCUGGCUACCCUCAUGGGGAUACCCAACCCGCUGAACGCUAUGCAAAUUCUUUGGAUCAACAUUAUUAUGGAUGGUCCCCCCGCGCAGUCGCUGGGCGUGGAGCCCGUGGACCACGAGGUGGUGCGGCGCCGGCCGCGCGACACCACGCGCCGCAUCAUCUCGCGCGGGCUGCUCGUCAACGUGCUGCUGUCCGCCGCCAUCAUCAUCGCCGGCACGCUGUGGGUCUUCAACAGGGAGAUGUCAGACAACAAAAUAACCCCGCGGGACACGACGAUGACGUUCACGUGUUUCGUGUUGUUUGACAUGUUCAACGCACUCUCCUGCCGCAGCCAGACCAAGUCAGUGUUCCAGGUCGGCCUGUUCUCUAACAAGAUGUUCCUAGUGGCAGUGACGCUAAGCCUGGUGGGCCAGAUGCUGGUCAUCUACUUCCCGCCGCUGCAGCGCGUCUUCCAGACCGAGGCGCUUACUGGACAUGAUCUGAUAUUCCUCGUUUGUCUAACAUCGAGCGUGUUCAUAGUAAGCGAAGUGAAGAAGGUAACUGAACGGGCGUUGAAGAAGCGAGCUUUCAACAAGUUCUCCUCGAAAUCCCGAGACGCCAUGGACUUUGUAUGACACGAGUCCCACCCGAAGGCGCAGUAAAUACCCGGGCACGCCCACUCCGACCCCCGUGCCUGGGUAGUGGGUUGUGUGCAUACGACUCGUGUGGGAAACUGUGUGAGACUCAGGGCUCGCGUGCAAAAGUGUGUUAGAUAAUCGUGUACGGUUGUGUAAGAAGUUAGAGUCAGAAUCUUCGUGUAAAUGUUAUGUGAAUCUGUAGCAUAGAAUAAGGAAUAAUACUACGUAAAGAUCGGCAACUCACCCCCCACUAGCGUCUAAGUUUACCUCAUCCCCCCUCGAACAUAGUUUAGACUUGAAUCGUAUGGCGUCAGACGUCACACACAGAUGCGCGUGUACGAUAACGUCAAUGUGUAGUGUCUGUGUAAAACGAGGUGUUUUGUAUGAAGUGUCCGGGGGUCUUGUAGGGUCCUUAAAUCUAAGUUCGACUCUACAGAGUAUUUCUGUUGCAUUGCAUAAAGGUUCGUUUAGAUCAGUGACAGUGAAUAAAACCGUCUUACACGACCGUGCACGGUUUCUGUGUAAAUCAGCGUUGCAUGACCCUAGUAAAACAUCGUGUAAUACUGUGUUGUGUGUGGAUAGUGAGAUGUAUCGUGGAGACGCUUCUGUGUUUGGCGACCACGAGCGCAAUGGACGCGCCGGCCAAUGUUCGAUGUACGAACUCAACCGCGAAAUCGAUAUUCCUAUUCGUUUCUAAUUUAUUUUUUAUCGCAGUAUUUUGUAGCUAUUUUUGGAAUGUGUUUGUUUCGUACUUUUUUUUAAUUAAUCUAAGUGGAAUGUAGUAGUGAAUUGUUAACUUAUGGACUUGAUUUUAAUUAGAAGAUGCUUUUAUUUUUUUAAGUUUUUGAAACAUAGGUGCGUGGUGUUUCUGUGAGAUUUUUUUUUAAAUGUCAUUUGUGGAUUUGUAGUAAAUUGAAUACUCUUUUAAAUUAUGUAUCACUAGUAAUUAAUUGGUAAUCUUGAUAUUUAUAAAAUUGUUUCGAAGAUAAAGGAUUCGUAUUCGAAACAUCAAUAAAAGUUAAUUUAUUAUUAAAAUCUUAAUAAAUUGUGGAUACUAUUUGGAAUGAGGUAAUUCCAAUUAAUAAUAUGAAUGAAGUGUUUAAAAAAUACCAAUCCUUGGAGCAUAUAUAAUUAUCUUUUAGUAAAAUAUAUAAAAAAUAAUAUUGUUGGUUUCUUAUCAGUUUUGAUAAUAACAAUAAUAAUAAUUAUUUAUUAAUCUCUCCAAGAUCGUUUUGUAGUCUUCGCUGGAGAACCAAGAGAACAUAAUGAUAAUAAUAAAUAUUAAUAUUUAAUAAUUUUGAACCGAUUUCCGCCACGUAGUAUAGUUAGCUACGGAUAUAUUGAUCAGCAUAUUUCGCGCAGAUGCAAGAAUUGAACAUGAUUACCUUAGUUACUACAAACCGGUAUUUCGGUCAUAGACACACGUUUAAAAAAAAAAGAAAAAACAAUCGCUCGAAUGGGAAUAAUCGUUCGACUUCGACCGACCGUCGAUGGAUUCAUUAGUCGAAUGGUAUCCGUCAAUCAAUUGAAGCGACCAGAAAUUCAGUCAAUUGCGAUGGACGUUUGUCGAUGCCGUCGUUAGAUCGAUUAGUCUGAUAACACCCUAAGUAUCUCGAUAAAUGUAGCUUCGAGUCUUUCUCAGUUCGAUUUUAUUUUGAAAAAAAUAUAUACCUAUUGAAGCUACUAUCUGAGUAGUUAUAGAAAUGUUGAUAGUAGCAACACUUAGAAGACGGAAUAUAGUCAUGUUAUGAAACAAUAUUUUGCUCACGGGCUGCGUUGAACUACAAAAUUGCAAUUGAUGAGCAGUUUGUAAGUGCUAAUUGCACAAAAACAACGUUCAAUGUCGCCUAAUAAGGUGAUUACUGUACUUAAUUCUAGAUUGAAUCUUAAAUAUCUAAAAUAAGCCUUCAUUUUGAUUAACUGCAGUCUUGUUGCUUACAAACUGCUUGUUAACUUCUUAAGCAAUCCAAUUGCAGUUUCGUUGGCCUAACCUCUGUGGCUCUUGCGUGAAGAAAUUAUUAUUGAUUAUUAAAAUAAGGAUUUACUUAGGAAUUCUUAAAAACGUGUAGAGGACCAUUGAGAGCCAGUUUCUAAUAGUAUAAUGAAGUUACCAAAUUGCCUUUAGUCUAUAGAAUAAACUAAAUAUGUACGGUCACGAGUACUAAUAUGUACACACUUUGAAACCAUGUCGCAUUAACUUUUUUGACAAAUUACACUGUAAGUCUCAUUAAAUGUCAAAUAUGAUCGUGCGACAGGGUUCUAAAGUGGGUAUAUGAUAUUGCUCAUGACUACACUCUAUAGGUAGCAUGAUUAGAAUGAACAGGGCCAAUGAUGUGCAGUGCCCGGGAAUGUUCCCAAAGUACGAAUGUUCCCGUUAUAAAAACUUAUAGUACCUAAGGACACUAGCUGGUUUUCUUUUUCAAAUUGUUCUUUUUUGCGAACAAUUGUUUCGCGUCCUUUUACUGCCGGGUACGUUCCCCAAGGUGGGAAAAUUCCCGGGAACGCCACAUCACUGAGCAGGACAGAUAUAGAACAUCGCCUAGUGCGAAAGAGACGAGAGAUAUGUUACUCGAAUCAUGCUCCGUUAAAUAGGGUAUAAACUUUCGAAUCAUUCCAUACAAAUCGAAAACAAAAAAAAACCAUACAAUCAUUCAGUAAUAGUUAAAAUGCUAGAGUAAAUAUUGUCUGUCUAUGUAUAACUAUUUAUUUCUAUACUUUUCUAACGGAUUAGGAUGUUAAUAGUUGUUCGCGUGUGCAUGAGUUGCGUGGAGUGAAAUAACUUACCUGAGUAAAGGAGACUAAUACAAUUAUCGUCACUGAAAAGGCGUAAUACGUAAGCGCAUUUCAAGAAAAAGCCGUUUAAGCAGCUAUUUCGUUUUUUAAUCAUAACUUUUUACCAAUUUAUUCAAUUAAGAUGACGUCAACGUAAGAUUACAAUUGGUUUUUCGUUUUCUAUAUCUAGAAAUACGUUAUAAAAUACACUGCUAUUUUAAGACAUUUUGGCGCUUAUGUAAUUUUGUCUUUCCAGUUACGAUAUAUAUAUAAAUUCCACUUGAUGUCACCCCUCAAAGUUUUCGUUACGAUGUCACUGACACCCUGUAUAAACCUCUCAGACGACGCACUGAGCCGAGGUUUUACGCCCAAAUGGUUACCCUCAGGCCUGUGGUAUUAAAUUUUGUACCGGGUGAGAGCCCUGAGCGCUCCCUAUUUGUCCGAGUAGUUAAUGCCAUCUGACGCAAACCUAAUACGUAAAUUCCUUAUUAUUCCGUGGUGUACACGGACACGUAUUGAAUUGUAUACCCCUGGAGAUUGAGCAGGGACGGUAAAUAAAUGGGUAUAAGGGUGAAUAUCAAAAUGUGUCAAGUUUGGUGGCGAACUGUCAUAUAAUUUUUUCGUGAAAAAUUGGGGAAUAUGGGAAAAUUGGGAAUUGAAAAAUUACUUUUUCAUGACGGAACCGAGGAUCCUUUUGGAUCUUUUUCAUGUCGGAAUCCAAUUUUUCACGAAAAAAUAUUAUGAAAUUUCGCCACCAAACUUGAAAUUUUGAGAUUCACCCAUAAAUGAGAAUUUAGUAAAUUCAAUUUCUCCAUCGCACAGAUGUAUAAUACAGAGAGAUCGGUGGGAUGUGGCUGAGGUGUUAAACAUAGUUCAUCUUGCGAUGGCUGUGCCUCUGGCUACCCCGUUGGGAUGUAGUCAUGAGCUUAUGUUAUGUUAUUACCCAUCUAUAACAGUCACCAGAUAAUGAAAUUGUCAUGUUAGAAAUACUUGCAUGUCUUUGUUAUGGUACUUGUUGUAAACAAGCAUUUGUUUGGUUUGUAGUGUUUUUGUAUGUUAGUUACUAAUUACGUGAAUGUACAAGGCAUUCAAGCCAGGACCUUUCUUUUCAUUUUAUAUCAAAAUUAAAAAGUAAUAUUGGUUCGAAUAGUAAAUCUACUUCGAUCGUCUUUAAUUCCGUAAUCGAUUAAUAUGUCUUGUGUAAAUAGUAAAUUUUUUAAUCUAUUAAAUACGCUCUCUUCUGUAAUCGAUAAGCGUAGGAAAGUACAAAAUUUACUAAAAGUUCUUUUCUUUUAAAAGCAAUGGAUUAUACAAAAGAUUAACACCCGUGUUUUAAGAUGUUAACUCCAACCUUCCUUGACUGCGUCCUCACUUGAGGGGACAUUAAGGAAGACAUCGAACUCAGCUCAAAGUCGGUAUUCUUACGGUGGUAUUAAUAAUCUCAGCUGAGACUGCCCUCGAGUCCAAUGUGACAGUUCUUAUAUAAAAACAGGGACUUGAGCAUGGUCUUGAGCAGGAAUGUUAGGGAGCUUCGUAACUGAAACUAUCGGAUAUCCGAUAUAAAAAAUCAUCCGUAACCGUAACCGAAUCCGAAAUAAACAUUUCGGAUAAUAUCGGAUAGGGGCGGAGCCUAAUUGAGACACGUUAUGACAAGUUGUUUUGAUCGGCUGUCAUAACAUAAUGUAUUUUUAAUUGUCGUUAUAAAUAAAACCACUUUCUUAGGUAUCUAUUUGUAUUUUACUUUUGAAAUUCUUUAAAAAAAUAGUAUCCGUAACCGAAACCAACGGAUAAUCCCAAAUAAUUUAUUAUCCGUAUCCGUAACCGUAUCCGGUAUAAUAAUCAUUCUUAUAUCCGUAUCCAAUCCGUAUCCGAAAUUUCAUAUUCAUAACAUCCCUGGUCUUGAGGGCAGUCUCAAAGCUAAGAUUAGUUUAUUACCACCACUCGACGUCGUCUCAACCUUAUCUCAAGUUUACUCCAGUGAGGUUGAGUUGAGUGCAUACAUGACAUGACGUCAUUAUUUUCGUAUUAUUAUGUUGGCAGUAUGACAUGCUUGAAUCCAGUGAGUAAAGUCCUCAAGUCGAGGAUGUAAAUGCCAAAAUACCAAAAUCCUCAGCUGAGGCCGAAACAAGUGGAGGAAGUUUCAAGUUAACAUCUUAGAAUACGGAUGUAAGCAAGUCGCACUUUAAAGAUUGGUCUAAGAAUGGUGCUUGUAUAGUGUGAGAUUCAACAAAACGUAUUGUAUUUAAAUCACUAUUAUAAGCUAAUUUCCCCUUGUUAUCGCACUACAUGUAUAUUUGUAAUUAAAAAAAAAGAUGGCAUUUGUGUUGCCAUAUGAAAUUACUCGGGCUUUAUUUGCAUGUCUGUGAAAUAGGGUAGUUUCCAACUAGUCAAAUCAGUUACUUUUUUACUAAACGUCAAAACAACCUGUGACGUCAUAGGAAAAUGUGACAAAAUGUCGCACUUAUUAUUACAUCAUUCUUUAUUAAAAUUAAUAAAUAAAAUAGAAAAAAGAAAAUGUUUUAUGUCACCUUUAGAUCUGUCUUAAGUAAUCAGAAUUUCAUAAUUUAUCUUUGACCUAGGAAACUACCCAAUUGUAGGUUGUUUUUUGAGUCUUAUGUCGGUGUGGAAGAUUAAUUGUGCGAUGAACUGUGAUGGAAUUGAAGUCUCCUUGUCGAACUAAACAACUAAAGGGCUCUGCAAUCUUUGUAAGGGUUAAGUGGCAUCUGUCAGCACCUCAUCACAUUUUCCUAUUUUGAACGCGACAGAAUCGACGACGCAAUAACGUGCGGCGGGAGAGAGAGUGCUCUCUCGCUCUAGCAAAUAACGGUUCUGCGUAACAGAAAAGGAUAAAAGCAUAGAAAUGUACCAUGACAAGCUGACAGAUGUGGUUCAACCCAUGAUUUAGGUAACUAACGUAUUGGUCAGAUUUUUGGUUGACAUAAUAUUGUUCCCUUCUUCUUAUCGUGUCGAUGGCAAACUAAAUAGUAUCGGCCCAAAACUUGGGAACAAGUGUGGCGCUAUCUGCAGUGCUCAUCAGAUCCUCCUGCGUGCUGGUGUUCGGGCACGCAGGACACGAUGUAAGAUGUUCCAUCGUUUGGGGAACAGUGCCGCACUUGCACUUUAAGUCCGAGCCAUCCGAGAAACCCCACCUGAACAAAUUAUCCUUACUUCGGCCCACCUCAGUGCGAAGUCUAUUUAGAGACAUCCAGGGAAGCCAAGGCAAAUCAAGACCUGGCGGAGGUCUCUCGGACGGCGAAACAAAAGGUGAAUAUUGAAUAAAAAAGGAUAAUAUUGUUCAUACAUGUUUAUCGUACAAUUAAAACCAAAACAUGUUUAGAAUCUAUAAAUUCAAAUUGUAUAGGUACUUAUAUAUGGUAUAAAAUUAAAUUCCUGUGUCUAUAUAAUAAUUGCUUUCGCUUUGUAAAUCUGUUACAUAAGAAAUAUGAAUGCGAACAAAAUCAAUUUUGUAAGUCAUUUCAUGUUAAAUUUCUUUAACAUUUACGGGAAAAUCUAUAGCAGUAGUGGAUUGCAUUGUGAUUUCAAGUCAUAUCUUAGUAUGAAUUUGUUCUAAGAUUUUACUGAUCUUUAACUGUUACACUUUUGGAGGUAUGGGUAAUAUGCGAGGUUAGAAGAGUAAGAAGUUUUUUAAUAGUUGGCAGAAAAACAACUUUGUUGUUGUUUUCUCUUAGAUUUAUGAACAUAAUUGGGGUAAUUUUAUGAUAAAUGUGGCUAUUUUAAUAGAUUUGGAGUCAAAACAAUAAAGCAACGGUGAAAAAUCUAUGAAAAUGGUUUCAUUUCCUCAAAAUGUGGUAUGUGAGGUCACUUAUAAAAUUACCCAUAUUAAAUCUUAUAGAGAUAAAAAUUUGCCAAGCUAAAACAAUAUCUAGUUGCCUCGCUAAAAAACUCGUUAUAAACGAACAGUUAUUUCAGGAAAUGUUUUACAGGGUGCGAUUUUUCAUUAAUCCAAAAAAAUAUAGAAUGACACAUAAAAUUUACACCUUAAUUAAUUUUUAAUAAAAAAAUAUAUCACUUGUAAUUUCGCUCCUAAAAUCGCGCCCUGUAGUACUUCCCAUUCGUUGGACCCGCAAUCUCUUAUAGACAUAAGGUUUUGAUGUUAAAAUUUCAAUGUUACCCUUUGCAAAUUAGUAUAAUAUACGGGAAGUCAGAAAGAUGGAAGCUAUUGCAUGGCAAAUGGCUAAUGAAUUAUGAUUAUACAAGUCAAACGCUUUAGUGCGUGCCACUGAAAACAUAAUUACGUGUAGCUCUUUAAAUUUCAUAGUUCAGUCAAUGGUGUGAUGUUGAUUCCGACGGAACUUGCACUAUCCCUUGCAUUAAGUUUAGGGGAAGAACGGCACUAUUAUUAGAGCUGUGAAAAUAUUUACAUUUUGUCCACCGACAAUGUUACGCUAAAUAUUAUACGACUAAUUUACUAUAGCGAGAUAAAGAGCGGGAUUGCUACCGCCUCGUCGAUUCCGCCGCGAGACAAUGCGACCGGCAAUAUAGAAAGGAAUCGAUCAAUCUAAUAUCGACUGAUUCUGAUUCUUACCGCUCAUUGAGACUAUUGUAAAAUGCUAUUUUUACUGAAAUAUAAUCAUAAAUUGUUACAUCAGCGGGCUUAGCACCGUAAGCACGCGACUCUUUCUCGCCGCGACAGAGAUCAUCUGUCUCUUUCUGUGCAGUACUGUGAGAGAGUGACGGGUGACGUAUGUCGCGGCGAGAAAGAGUCGCGUGCUUACGGUGCUAAGCUCGCAGUUAGUACUAACUGAUCAUUCUGUUUAUUAACUAUGGAGCUUAUUUCACUCUAUUCCACUAUAGGUCUGUGGAGACACAUGAUAAUUGUUGUAAUAUUGCUAAUUUGCAAAGAUCUAUUUAUAAAGAAACUUAGGGAUUGACUCUCUGUAGUUAGUAAACCUCUAUGUAAGGUCUAAACAUUUGAAAUAUAGAAAUAGCAAGAUUUAAUGUAUUGUAAAAUUAUAAUGAAGAAAUAUUUAUUAAUUGAUCAAAGUAUUACUUGUAGUGUUUUAUAGAGUUGGUUUGGUUGGAAAUAGAUUUCUGUUUACUGACAAAAUGUUUAAUAUCUUAGAAUAUUGUACUAUCACAUCUAAAACUUGCUGUACAUACUGUAGCACCCUGUCGCAUUAACGUAUUUGACAUUCACGUAUAAUUAGGCAUUGUUUCUGUUUGUCAAAUAAGUUAAACAGAGUUAAACCGACAUGGUUGUACAGUCGUUGAACAACACGACCCUAUACAGGUUCAUCAAGUAGCAUAAUGUACCACCCUCGCAACUUACAUAUUUGAUGUUGGAAUGUAUCAUUAUAUGCUGCUAAGAUGUUAAGUUGGUUUGGACACGUAGAGCGGAUGAAUGAUAAUAGGAUUACGAAGUAUGUAAAGCAAAAGUUGGUGGUAGGGCUGGCAGAGGCAGACUUAGAAGGACGUACAUUGACCAAAUAGGAGAUGUCCCUAGAAAAGGUUUAGUACAUCUACUCUAAACCGGCGUGCGUGUAUGAAACGAUUGAUGAAUGUGGAGGAAGCAAAAGAAGUGUGUCAGAAUCCAAGCAAAUGGAAUUCCAUAGUCUCUGCUUACCCCGGUAGGAAAUAGGCGUGAGUUUAUGUGCGCAUGCUAAGAUGUUAUCUGUGGGUGCUGUUUGUUUAAAAAAAUACAUAUUUCACUGGCAUUUAUCGUAAAAAGUUAAAAUGCAAGUAGACAUUGAAUCUAUUUCCUACAAAAUCACAAUUUUGUAUCUUAACUACGAAUUUCAAAAUGUUUUCCUCUCUAUGCCUAGGUAUUUAUAAAAUUAUUAAAAAAAAAACACAUUCACACAAAUUGUGUCGUACUAACCGAGCGAAAGUAGCAUUUUUGUCAUUUAUAUGUUAGCAUUUAAUUUUAUCAUUUAAAAAAGUUUAUUUUCGCUUGGAAAGUGAUAAUGCCUUAAAACAAUAAAGCCUCUACAAAAAAACUUCUAAUGCUUUAACGAAUUAUUUGUUUUAAAUAACAAUGUGAACGUUGUUAAACAAAGUUUUGAUCGCGUUCUGUGUUAACUUGUCAACUGGAGAUUUUAAAUUGUUUUAAUGUAUGUUCGUUAAAGGAAUAGAAUUCUAUUUUUGGCCAUUUCUAUAAAAAGUUUGUCGUGUCUGUCAACGACCAGUACUAAUAAAAAAUGCAUUAUAGGUCGCUUCACUUUUGUGGGUUUUUUUCCUAUGGUCUCUGCCUACCCUAACGGGAAAUAAACGCGAACUUAUGUAUGUACGUUAUAUAAUAAAGCAUUUCACCAUACAACUUAUCCGGGGAUUACUAAAGAUAAGGUGAUCAACAUGCUUAUUUGUAAUCGAAAUUUGAAAGCGGUUACGGUUACCGUUUUAUCAUACCGGUAUGAAGUUAGGAUACCGAUUUCCUAUUGGUUCGUAAAACGGUAGCCUAACCAUAACCGCUUUCACCCCGUGUUUAAUACCUACGAACUAAAAUAAUACCUACGUACUAUAAAGAUAUUAAAAAAUAAUAAUAUAUAUUGUUUUUGUUUUAACUUUUUUAUCCCUCUGGGAAAGGCAAAGGUAAAGCCGUGCAGCCAUAGAAAUGAUUUUUUUAUUAUUUUAUGACAAAACAAAGUUUCUAUAGAAUUGGCUAGGCUUAUUAGUAAGAGUUAUACAUACCUAUAUUGAAAUAUAGUCUGUUCGCAUAUCUAUAACAUUGUAAUCCUUCACAACAACGUAAAUUGUGAUAUAAUAAAUUAAUUCUAUCUAUUUAGAUAAAUGUAUACCGUAGCGAUGCGGACAGACAACAUGCUAGACACGGUGCAAAUAAAAAUAGUCCAAAAUAAUAAU
Pectinophora gossypiella (pink bollworm) is the source of this 12616-nucleotide messenger RNA. RefSeq names its product calcium-transporting ATPase type 2C member 1 (gene SPoCk). Gene Ontology annotation, biological process: manganese ion transport; calcium ion transmembrane transport; intracellular calcium ion homeostasis. The transcript is spliced from 18 exons. Gene Ontology annotation, cellular component: endoplasmic reticulum; Golgi membrane; plasma membrane. The coding region runs from base 239 to 3022 and encodes 927 amino acids. Lineage: Eukaryota; Metazoa; Arthropoda; Insecta; Lepidoptera; Gelechiidae. Gene Ontology annotation, molecular function: ATP hydrolysis activity; ATP binding; P-type calcium transporter activity. The record is from RefSeq and is a predicted model, not a curated record.